This is a messenger RNA of Epinephelus lanceolatus (giant grouper), 2279 nucleotides long. RefSeq names its product bladder cancer associated protein (gene blcap). Lineage: Eukaryota; Metazoa; Chordata; Actinopteri; Perciformes; Serranidae. The record is from RefSeq and is a predicted model, not a curated record.
UUGAAGCUAAAGCUAAUGGUCGCUAAACGGCUGCUAUGUUCGCAGUCAGCAGUCAGCAGUGCAGACAGGACUGGUGUUGAUGGUUACCCUCUGCUGAGAAUGCGCCCUAAACACGUCAGGGAUGACCUGACGACGAAACAUCUGGCUUCCGUGACCUGUUCCUCCAUCACCCCAGCUCUGUCGGAUAGGACGACUCUCCCACAUCUUCCCAUCUGCUAAGGUGUGUCGCCCCCCGCCCCACUCCAAGUCUCCUCCAUCCUCGUCCUUCAACGACCUCAAUCAACCCAGGAUUGAACUGUACCAGUUGAACAGAGACCCUGUGCCAACGCGCUUCAUAAAAAGAGACAAUGUAUUGCUUACAGUGGCUACUCCCCGUGCUGCUCAUCCCUAAGCCGCUGAACCCAGCGCUGUGGUUUAACCACUCCAUGUUCAUGGGCUUCUACCUGCUCAGCUUCUUGCUGGAGAGGAAGCCCUGCACCAUCUGUGCCUUGGUCUUCCUGGCUGCCCUCUUCCUCAUCUGCUACAGCUGCUGGGGCAACUGCUUCCUCUACCACUGCCAGGACGCAGCACUGCCGGAUGCUGCCCACGACCCAGCGAUUGUUGGGACCUAGGAGCGAGAAAGAGGGAGGAGAUAUCAGAAAGGGGGAGUGGGGGGGUGCGAAGGGUGACGAGGCAUUGCCGGAGAAUGAUACUGCCACGCUGUAAGAGGGGAUAGGCUCAACUUUGGGGGUGGGAGAGCGGUGUUGAAGGACUGCUGGAGGGGAAUACCGCAAGUAAAAAGCGUGCUCAGCCAAAGGUGGUGUUGAGGAGGAGAAGAGCCAGUUUCGGAGGAUUAUGGGAGGGGGGGGCUGUUUUGCCAUGCUGUAAAGAAAGACAGACUUGAAUUUGAGGUGGUAGGAGAGGAGGGGGUACCAAUGUCAGAGGAGACACUGUGUAUACUUUCAUGUAGAAGGGGGGGGGGGGGCAUGAAACGCUAAGGAAAGGACGUGAACUUGAGGAAAGAAGAAUUUCACUUUUUACAGCUUUUCAUUCCAGCGUUCGAAUGAAAAUUAAACGCUAAAUCCACCACGUGUGACGUCAACCUAAAAUGACCACAGUGAUUCAGUAUUCUGGUUCCCUUCGAGCCCUCUGGCUUGUUUACUUCCAAUGUUGCUCAAGAAAGAUGUCUCUUUCUCCAAAAACCUGUCAGGUCGUCUUUUUAGAAUGAAAAUAAUCUCCACCUCAGACUGCCAAAAUUCAUGCAAACUUGCUGAAAGCUCCAGACGGUGUUGGAUGAUUCACUGGCCGCCAUGCUUGCUUCUACCGUUGCAGUCGUUGACAAACAUUAAAGCCGGGUAGUGUUAAAGAAUUGGUGGUAUCUUGACAUGUUCGCCCCCAAGCUCUAGAGGAAAGGGCAACAUGCCUUUCACAGUCCAACCUGACCACACUCUGUCGCCACUUUGGCUCUGCACACGUAACGCUAUCCUCAACAAGGAGAGCACACAGACACUGGACAAUCAAUAACUAUGCUGUGAAUAAUUCCUCUUUGCCGCAUCGCCACACGAACACACCUCAGAGGUGUAAUAAUGCUGAGAAACUGACCCAUUGUUAUUACCCACUGUGCUCUGCAGCUGCCCCUCUCAUCGUCUCCUCUUCCUCCUCUUGACCCUGAGUGAAUGUGCCCUACAGCCAGACUCAUGAUCUGAACUUCUUUUUGUUUUUUUGCUGUUUUUUGUUUGUUUGAUGUUUUUCCCGUGCAUGGGUUGCCGUUAUUUUCUUCUCCAAACAUUAAGUUCACAAACAUGUUUUAAUUAAAUAAAACAAAAUGCUGAAAGUUUCCAAAGGGUAGAAUAAUCUGGAUGUGUGAGGAGUGUGUGUCAGGCGUACGAAAGAUAAUUUGUGUUACGUGCGAUAGGUGUGUAUUUUGUUUUUGUGACCUUGACAUGCUGAUAAGCGUAAAAAUCGUGGCGAUACAUAAGGUGACCUAACAGUAGGUGGUCAGUAUUUUCAGUAUCAAUAAGCAAUACAGAGUGCUGGUUGAGGAAACCGUAUCAGAUCUUUACUGGCGUGGAGUUUAUUGGUAAUCAAAAGGGCAAUGCUGUCAUAAAGUUUCCUUGUGUAUCACUGCUGUAAGUGUUAUGUUUAGCUGUCAGACACAGGCUAAGGUGUUCAUACUGUGUACCUAUUUGUGUGUGUGUGUGGGCGUGUGUGGCCUCCUGUCGCAGUGCUGACCAUGCUCACUGCUACAUUAUUGCUUUGGUUUUUAAUUUAAAUAAAGUUUUUCCUCUCAACGUGUUAAA